This is a messenger RNA of Pneumocystis jirovecii RU7, 546 nucleotides long. RefSeq lists its product as uncharacterized. The record is from RefSeq and is a predicted model, not a curated record. Bases 1 to 546 code for a protein of 181 amino acids. The transcript has a single exon. NCBI's taxonomy places the organism in Eukaryota, Fungi, Ascomycota, Pneumocystomycetes, Pneumocystales, Pneumocystaceae.
AUGGAUUUCCCAGUAAUUCUUCAGCUCACAUCGCUUAUCAUAAUUCUUACUAUUGUUAAAUGUUUAAAAAAAUGUUUUAGUUUGAAUUAUAUAUGUCUUCAAGCUGAAAAGAAAUGUGAUAAUAUUUCAAUUCAAAAAGAUAUCUUUAAUACUUUAGUCAGUACUCUUAGCGAAGAAUUAUAUACUUUUAAUAAACAUAAAAAAAGUUUAACUAAAAAUUGCGAAAAUUAUACUAGAGUAAUCUCAAAUAAAGUCUGUUCUAGCAUAAAUAAUGUUUAUAAAAAAUUGAAACAGUAUUUACGAAAAAUCUGUGAGUUUUCAUUAACGCUUUUCAAGUUUUUGUUUACCAAUUUUAAUUCUACCUUUGAAGGUCAAAAAUUAUUAUUAUGCUCAUUUAUAAAGUUUUAUAAUACAAUUGGCACUAGAAUUUCUUAUGGAUGUUAUGAAUCUACUCUUAAGUGUGGCAUACUAGAACUGUUAAUAUUUUUAACACCACUACCACCACCAUUACCACCACCAGCACCAGAACCAGAGUUAGAACCUUAA